CGCGCGGAGAGUAUAAAUUGUGCGCCGCCGGCCAGUCAGCCUUAUCGUGCAGCUUCUGGUGAUGGCGUCCACCGUGUGGUCCGGCCCUCGCUUGGCUUUGCUCGCGCUGCUCGUGGUGUCGUCUGCUGACGGCUAUGUCCAUAGGUGACGACAAUGUCUGCUUCGACUUUACCGUGCCGAAGAAAGUGCCGACAUAUGCGUUUCUACGCGCAACUGUCCGUUCUGGAUUAUUUUGGUCGACACGGCAGUUAAAGCUUCGUCUGUUGCCCUACACGCUGGUGACGCUGGUUCAGACCGACAAGUCCAAGUACAAGGCCGGCGAUCUGGUACAGUUCCGCGUGGUGACGCUCAAGAAUGACCUCACUGUCAUGGAGGAAGUGGUGGACCAGAUCUUCAUUACAACACCAGGCGGUACAAGACUGGCACAGUUCGACAAGGUCGCCACGCGGUCCGGAAUCAUUCAGAAGAAGUUCCAGCUGACGGAAGAGCCUCCCCUUGGCAGAUGGACCAUCCACGUAAAAAGGGGUGACAGCAUCGUGAGACAGCCGUUCGAGGUGGAGGAGUACGUGCUGCCCCGCUUCGAAGUCACCAUCGCUGGUCCCAAAUACAUCACCCGCGGAGCCAACACCGUUACCCUUAAAGUCUGUGCCACCUACACGUUCGGGAAGCCGGUGUCGGGCGCCGCUAUGAAGCUGUUGGUAUCUCGGCCGUCAACGUUCUUCUACCGACGCUGGGGCGCGCCAAGGUUCGAGAAGAACCUGCCUUCGAACGUCAAGUUCGCGGAGGAGACGGACAAGAACGGCUGUGUGGAGAUCGACGUCGUGUUGGCGAAAAUCGGACUAGGAAGUGCCUCCACUGGGCGUGUCCAUGCGAGCAGAAUCAUGACGCGCGGCCAGAUCAUCCGUCAGAGCUACGUUGACUCCUGGGGGCUGAUCAGAGUCCCUUUGGGUUUCGACGUGUCACCGGUCUUCAAGGUUCUUGUCUACUUCGUCAACUCCCUGGGCGAAAUCGUGUCGGACUCCAAGGCCUUCAAAGUAGCCAACUGCUUCCAAAACAAGGUCAGCGUGUCAUGGAACAAGAAGCGGGUGAAGCCAGGGGAAACGGCCACAUUUACUGUGCGCGGCGCGCCCAACUCGCUCUGUGGCGUCUGUAAGUAUAUGAUCAGGUCGGUGUCAGCUGCCCCAGUGACUGCUGGGUCAGCCGGCACCUACAGCUGCCCCAGUGACUGCUGGGUCAGCCGGCACCUGCAGCUGCCCCAGUGA
Pollicipes pollicipes is the source of this 1262-nucleotide messenger RNA. Its product is annotated as pregnancy zone protein-like. The coding region runs from base 135 to 1262 and encodes 375 amino acids. The transcript has 10 exons. Lineage: Eukaryota; Metazoa; Arthropoda; Thecostraca; Pollicipedomorpha; Pollicipedidae. The record is from RefSeq and is a predicted model, not a curated record. Gene Ontology annotation, molecular function: endopeptidase inhibitor activity.